Messenger RNA from Trichogramma pretiosum, 529 nucleotides. Its product is annotated as small lysine-rich protein 1. Lineage: Eukaryota; Metazoa; Arthropoda; Insecta; Hymenoptera; Trichogrammatidae. Bases 186 to 479 code for a protein of 97 amino acids. The record is from RefSeq and is a predicted model, not a curated record. The transcript is spliced from 2 exons.
GAAAAACGGCAUAACACGAGCAGUAGUAGUAUUUAUUACGAAUGGCGCGCGAGUUCGUUAAAGCUAAUAAUUUUCGUGGACGUCAAUGCGAUAAUCGGUAAGGAAAAAAAUGCAGUGGUUGGUGACUUUUCAACACGGACCGAGGAAAUAUUAGUCCGUCAGAUACCAGCUAAACUGCCAACGCCAUGCCGGGAAAAGGAAAAAAAGCUGGAGGAAGCAAGAAAAGCGCCGGCAAAAAUGGGAACGGAGCAGCCACCGAUGGCAAGAGCAGCGGUGCCGGCAGCAAAUCCAAGAGCUCGAAAAAAACGUCACGCGGCUCGAGACGAGGCGGCGGCAAGGCUCGCUUCGCCAUGGACAUCUUCAACGAGGAAGCGAUGGAAAAUGCCUACUACACCUGCCACAACAUCAUGGACGUUUUGUAUUGUCGAGGUUUUCCCUGGCCCGACGCGCAGAAAAAGAAACGCAAGGGCAAGAAAUAAUUGCCUGAAAUUAUCAUACCAUCACUCCUAUAAUUAUUAUUAAUAAUUUA